AUGUGGCUAAGCAACGGACAGGGUAGCGACACACCAUCGUCAAUCCGCAUCCGCGAGAACCAGAGGCGUUCGCGCAACCAGCGCAAGGAGCUCAUCCAGGACUUGCGCCGCCGAGUGCAAGAAUAUGAAAUCAAGGGCGUCGCCGCCACGCAGGAGAUGCAGCGCGCUGCACGCAAGGUCGCCGAGGAGAACUCACUGUUAAGAAGUCUACUCGCCAGCCGUGGUGUAACGCACAAUGAGGUAGAAGCAUAUCUGCGCUCCUUCAAGACCAACACCACUCCCACCACUCCCACCACUCCCACCACUAUUACUCCUGAGACGCCAAUCGAUACCGGAUUGCUGAUAUCAUGCGAGACGGCUGCUACCAUUAUUGCUGAGAUGCGCGGUGAUGGAGAUCGCAGUCGAAUCAGAGCUAGUCUGGGCUGCGUUGGGGAUGAGGAGUGUAAUGUCAAGAAUACUCGUGUGCUAGAACUAAUGGAUGAACGGUAA
Bipolaris victoriae FI3 is the source of this 489-nucleotide messenger RNA. RefSeq lists its product as hypothetical. The coding region runs from base 1 to 489 and encodes 162 amino acids. The record is from RefSeq and is a predicted model, not a curated record. Lineage: Eukaryota; Fungi; Ascomycota; Dothideomycetes; Pleosporales; Pleosporaceae. The transcript has 2 exons.